CGAUGAUGUCUUUGUCAGGCUUCAGAUAACUUUUCACCAGUCGACGACACAGUCAAUGUCUACGCAUCUCAUUGCUUUUCUCGAGCACCGUCUGUCGUGGUCGUGGUCUGUCUACUCUAUAACAUGCGCGUUUGUCAAUCGCAUGGAUGGCUUCGAAAGUGUCUCCCAGAGGAGUGGUCUUGCCGUUGCCGAAACCUGGGUAACUUUCAUCUGAACCUCUCCUGAAAUCGAGGUGUGCCUCCAUCUUCGGCCGUCUGUGUGAAGUGGUCUGCCUAGAUGCGUUAUAUCAUGCACAAGGUAUGUAAAGACGUGAUCGAAGUUCGCCACAGGACUGUCUGAGACGAAUCGACAACGCAUUCCGAGGGCGCACGCAUAUACAAAUCUAUGGUCACGUUUUGUUAAACGCUCUUGUUUUACUGUCUGGGGCCAUCCGAAUCGAUGCAUUCCUGCAUACAAAUGGCUUGGUUUGGUUGAGCCCUUUUGUGUUCAUCCUCUUUCCCCCCUUCACUUCCUCCAUCUCCUUCCCUUCUUCCAUUUCCGAAAACAGCUACCAGCGUUCCUUAUAAGCUAGCGACGUUGAGCGUUGCAUCUGCAGGUCAGGAUAUUCAGGACAAAACACAUUCCCAUGUUGAACAUGUGGACUGCUCUGGGAACUACCGCUCUUCUCAUCUCUGCGUCGCUGGCCGACCCCACGGAUUGGGUUAACCCCAAGUACAUUGCUAACAAGCCCGACCCAUCAACAUCCGAUGCCCGUAAUGCUAUCAUACAGGGUGCCUCGUACAGCUCAAACAGCGGACCUUGGACGCUUACCGACACCAAAAUUCUUCCUCCCAGUGGGAACAGUCGUGACUACCUGAGCUGGGCACCAUAUCACUGGCCGGACUGCAAUUGGUGUCCUUCGAAGUCAAAGAAAAGACGACUCGAAGAAGUAGUCUGGCUGGACGCAGUCAACCCCGGUACCCGAGCAACUACCGGUCAAGAUUCGGACCACCUUUAUCCCCGCGCAGAUAUCUCGGUGUUCGGCCCCGACGGCAUUGAGAUCGGUCUAGGCAACGAUGCAAACACGCCGUCGACACCGAUAACUUCUCUUCCAGACCUCGCCACUCCGUCUGAUCAGGUUAGCUCCACCUCACUCGUUGCUCAACCCACCAUUGGAUCUGUGGUCACCCAAGCACCUCCAUCUCUGAGUCUUGUAUCUACGGCGUUGACAAGCAAUCCAACCUCUUCAGAUUCCGUCUAUUUGACCGAUUCAUCUGGAAACGGACAAAAUGCCGAGCUGUAUGCGUCCACAUCUUCCGGGUCCUGUACCCCUUCGCCCACCAAAAGCUUGGCACCGUCCGCCACGUGGACCACAUGUCCUUACAAGACAAAGGAUGGACAAGUCAACCCUGAUGUCCGGCAGCUGAACGGCGUCAACGCUAUUCAGGCUGUCGCUCAGGCCGUUUUGUACAAUGCGAUCACCUUCGUGCUAGCGGGAGGAUCUCAGUACACAAGAUCGGCAACAUCGAUUAUAAACACGUUCUUCCUCGACUCCAAGACCGGCAUGAAUCCCAACCUCAACUAUGGUCAGCUCGUCCGUGGACCUGGUCAUCAACAAGGUCAGUUUAUGGGUGUGCUGGACUUUCGUGGCAUGGUGAAGAUUGUGAAUGGCAUCCUGAUGCUACGUUCGACGAAAAACUCAGACUGGACAUCCAGCAUAGACAGUGCUAUGACAACGUGGACGAAGUCGUACCUGCAAUGGAUCCAGACGUCCAACAUUGGAGUAGCAGCGUCCAAAGCAACCAACAACCACGGGACCUUUUGGCAUGCGCAAGCAGCCGCUCUGCAGAUACUUGUGGGCGAUGAGGUUGGCGCUCGACAAACUAUAAAGAAUUUCUUCACCGGCGCAUUUCAAGAUCAGAUUGCUGCGAGCGGCGAACAGCCCUGGGAGGCGGCACGAAAAGGUCGCUCCUUUCAUUAUCGAGCGUUUAAUCUGGAAGCUUUGUUUACCAUCGGGAAAUUAGCCGACCAGUUGGGACUCAACGUAUGGGUGCUCAAGACCAAAUCUGGGGCGACCAUCCAAGAUGCGGUCGAUUAUACUAUGACGGUCCCUCCUGACGCCAAUGACGACACAGCAGAGCUUGCCCCACACGUCGCAGCUGCCAGCGCAGUCUACGGAGAUCCGAAAGGCACAUACGCAAAGUUCUUGGCUCGCGUUGACUCCAGCUACAAGCAGCAGUCAUACUGGUACUAUGAUCAGCCCUCCGCAUUCACAUAUUCUUCCGCGGUGAAGACCAGCCGCAGGCGGUUCCUUCCACGUGACGACUUUGAGGCAUACGAUCUGGCGAGCAUAUACCCGUCUUGUUUGACAGUGGACAACGGGACUCGAUCAUGCACGGAUCCAGCAUCACCGGCAGACGUGACUGACUAUUACAAGCCUGAAGUGUUCUACUCGGUUGAUUUGGUCCAGCUGGAUGAUGCGGUAUUCGUGUCCUGGGAUGAUAUCAGGCAGUAUUACUAGUAUCGCAGAACUGACGGUCGGAGCAUUAUUGUAUUGCUCUUGGAGGGCAUGAUGCAGACGUGGAUGUGCAGCUUGAACAGGGGCUUCCAGAGAUCUUGCUUGUAGAUCACGCAGUGCCAUAAUAUCGGAAGAAUGGUAGAG
Dacryopinax primogenitus is the source of this 2641-nucleotide messenger RNA. Its product is annotated as chondroitin AC/alginate lyase. Gene Ontology annotation, cellular component: periplasmic space. The coding region runs from base 626 to 2500 and encodes 624 amino acids. Gene Ontology annotation, molecular function: lyase activity. NCBI's taxonomy places the organism in Eukaryota, Fungi, Basidiomycota, Dacrymycetes, Dacrymycetales, Dacrymycetaceae. The record is from RefSeq and is a predicted model, not a curated record. The transcript has 9 exons.